GCGCGAGCAUCGAGGGGAGGGGUUCGCAUGUUUCACUACGUUGGCUUUUCUCCCAGAAAGAUUUCGGUGUGGGAAUUUCAAUUUUACGUUUUGUGAGGCUAUCGGAGGCUCUAUUACCGGAGACCGCGUCCCGAACGAUUCUCUGAGCACCUCUAGACGGAAUAAGUGUGCCGGCCGUGAUGACGACAGAGGCGGGAUCAGAGACGGAUGUGAAGAAGGAACCAGAGAAGGUUCCUGAAGUUGAGCAGCAGCAGGAGCAGGAGACGGUUCCUCCACAAACAGAGGAGCAAAGCAGCAAACCAGCAGAGAGUGAAGCCCCGCCCACUGCAGCCGCUGCUGCCGACCAACCACAGGAGGAGAAUCAGAUCGCGGAGCCCCAGAGUGAGCCAGAAGCGUCUGCAUCUCCUGACCCCAGCAGUCCUCCUGCUGCCAGCGCACAGAAGAAGGAGAAGGGCAUCUCUCGCUUCCUGCCUCCAUGGCUUAAACGACAGAAAUCCCAGAGCCAGGAGAAACCGGCUGAGAGCCCAACGCCACACACAGAGCCCAUCGAGGAGAAGAGCGUCAAGGAGGAGGACGAGGAGGAGAAGAAGAGCGGAGACCAGCCGGACGGAGGAGCUGCAGAGCGGACGGAGGAGGUAGAGGUGAAAGAGGAGGCUCAGAGCAGACCACAGGAGGAAGAGCAGGAGAAAGAAGAGGAGGAGAAGGAGAAAGAGGAGGAGAAGUCUGUCGGCAGUGCUGACACACAGCCUGCGAGGGAGGAGAGAGAGGGGGAGCCGGAGGUGAAGGAGAGCGAGGAGAAGAAAGAGGAGAAGAAAGAGCAAGAGCAAGUGAUCCAGCCGGAGGAGAGCGCGGCGCUGCUGCCACACAAACUCAGCAAGAAGAUGAAGAUGGUGGUGUGUCACGUCACCUUGCUGGACGGCAGCCAGUUCUCCUGUGAGGUGGAGAAACGGGCGAAAGGCCAGUACCUGUUUUUUGAAGUGUGUGAGCACCUGAAUCUGGUGGAGAAGGAUUACUUCGCACUGAGUUUUAAAGACAACGCUGAGCAGAGGUGCUGGCUGGACCCGACCAAGGAGAUCAAGCGUCAGAUCCGCAACUCUCAGUGGCAGUUUGCGUUCAGUGUCAAGUUUUACCCUCCUGACCCGUCCCAGCUGACCGAGGACUUGACCAGGUAUCUGUUAUGUCUUCAGCUGCGGCAGGACAUCGCGUCGGGACGGCUGCCGUGUUCAUUCGUCACACACGCUUUGUUGGGCUCCUACGCCCUGCAGGCCGAGCUGGGCGACCAGGACCCGGACGAGCACCGCCUCGACUACAUCUCAGACUUCCAGUUCGCCCCAAACCAGACCAAGGAGCUGGAGGAGAAAGUGAUGGAGCUGCACAAGUCCCACAGGGGAAUGACUCCAGCCCAAGCAGACGCCCAGUUUUUGGAAAAUGCCAAGAAGCUGUCCAUGUAUGGUGUAGACCUGCAUCACGCCAAGGACUCUGAGGGAGUGGACAUCAUGUUGGGAGUGUGUGCGAACGGUUUGUUAAUCUAUAAGGACCGUCUGCGGAUAAACCGCUUCGCUUGGCCCAAAAUCCUCAAGAUUUCCUACAAGCGCAGCAACUUCUACAUCAAGAUCAGGCCGGGAGAGGCUGAGCAGUUCGAGAGCACCGUGGGCUUCAAGCUGCCCAAUCACCGCGCUGCCAAAAGAGUCUGGAAAGUGUGUGUGGAACAUCACACCUUCUUCAGGUUGACGUCUCCUGAACAGCCCACUAAGAGCAAGUUUCUGACUCUGGGCUCUAAGUUCCGCUACAGCGGGCGGACGCAGGCACAGGCGAGGCAGGCCAGCACCCUCAUCGACCGGCCCACGCCGUACUUCCAGCGCACCUCCAGCAAACGCAUCUCCCGCAGCCUGGACGGAGCUCCUAUGGUCAACAUAAGCGAUUACAGUCGUGCCGUGGACUCUGCCGCCGGUGGAGAUAACGGUCCAGCCCUGGAGCUCAACUCUGACUCUAAGCUCCACAGAUCAGCUCUUCUCUCCCCGAGGCCGACCGCAGAGACGCCAGCAAGAGCACAGAGGUCAAACCUGAGGUCAACGGUCAGCCAGAGGUUGUAGAAGUCGUGGAAGAAACCGUGGUCAUCGAGGAGGUGGUCAAAGCCAAGCCCAAAAGUCCCACUCCUGAACCAGAGAGCGCGGCGCAGGACCGCAGUUUAUCGUCCGACAGCGAGAGUGAAGACGAGGCUGAGUAUCACGCGCACACGCCCAGCAUCUCAGUCCAGCUGAUCAAAGAAGAGCCAGAGGAGGAGCUUAACCAACAAGCCCCGCCCUCUGAGCCUGAGCCAAUCACAGAAACAGAGCCAGCAGUCCCUGCCCCCUCUGCACAAACCGAAGAGGAUGAAGCUCCCAAUGGACACUCCCCCAUUCCAGAAGCCCCGCCCACUGAGACAGAAGAGGAGGAGCCUCACAUCGUCAAUGGCGGCGUUUCUCGAGUGGAAACGGAGGUUAUUUGUUGUUCGGAGCCUCCAGUUGUGAAGACGGAGAUGGUGACCAUUUCAGACACGUUUGCAGCGCAGAAGACGGAGAUCUCCACUAAAGAGGUGCCCAUCGUUCACACCGAGACCAAGACCAUCACCUAUGAAGCUGCGCAGCUGGAUGGUAAUGGAGACGGAGAGCCUGGUGUCCUCAUGACUGCCCAAACCAUCACCUCUGAGUCUCUCUGCACCACCACCACCACACACAUCACCAAGGUAACUCCCAAACACAUAAUGAGACAACACACACACACCACCACGUUAACACACACUCACAACCAUGGCAACAUGCACACAUACACACACACAUCACCAAAAUAACACACACAUUACCAU
Danio rerio (zebrafish) is the source of this 2845-nucleotide messenger RNA. Lineage: Eukaryota; Metazoa; Chordata; Actinopteri; Cypriniformes; Danionidae. The record is from RefSeq and is a predicted model, not a curated record.